Messenger RNA from Symbiodinium sp. CCMP2456, 1631 nucleotides. The record is from the annotation of a GenBank genome assembly. NCBI's taxonomy places the organism in Eukaryota, Dinophyceae, Suessiales, Symbiodiniaceae.
GUGCCGAGCUCAGCGCGGAGGAUUUGGCGAAGAUCCAGAGCCACCUCCUGCAGGUCCACGGCCACCACCUCACAGACGAAGAGCUCAUCAAGCUCAUCGAGGCCGAGCAGAAGGCCGAAACUCCCCGGGUGAAGGAUCCCGGCGCGAACCUGCGAAAGGUGGCUCCCAUGGACGAAGAGGCUCCAGCGGCGAAGAUCGCAGGCCAGGGAGACAACGUGACUCCACCAAAGGGCGCAGCUCCAGCUCUUCAGCAUACCGGCUUCGGCUUUGCUUACGACCAGAUUGGAAUUGUGGACAGCCAGAGAACCGUGGCCGUGAAAGUGCAGCGGACUGGAAACGUCAACACAGAGGCCUCAGUGAAGUACCAAACGCGCCCGGGCCGUGCACAGAAGGACGAAGACUUUACCCACAUUGAGGGCACCUUGACCUUUGCUCCGGGCGAGUCGGAGAAGGCGGUCAGUGUCACCGUCACCAACAGCGUGGCCUUCGAGUCAAACGAGGAGUUCUACUUCGACCUCAUCGACGAGAAGAACAAUGCAACGCUGGCCGCGGCCAUGCUUGUCAUCCUUAGCAACGAGGACCCGGGCGUGGUCCGGUUUCAAGAAGAGGAGGUGACGACGGUCGAGGAAUUUCAGGAGAAAGUCCUGGAAGUUACGGUCCUGCGCAGACACGGUGCUGCCGGGAAGGUCGCUUGUGCCUGGCGCACAGAAGAUAACACGGCGAAGGCCGGAACGCACUAUGCUGCUGGCAGUGGCGUGCUCGAGUUUGAGCACGGUCAGAUGGUGGCAAAACUUCCGCUGACCGUCCUCCCCGCUGGUCGGUACCAGCUGUCGAGCACGGUUCGCAUCGUACUGUCAAGCAUCACUGGCGGUGCAAAGUUCGAUGCAUCCACCGAAGGUGGACGCGAUCUGUGCAUGGCCACAGUGGUAAUCCAGCCGGACCCUGCCGUACAGGAGAGGAUCCUACGAAUUCACAGCGCUUUGGCAGUGAACUGGACCAAGGCCCACACGGCCAAGUCCAACUGGACAGCCUGGAAGGAGCAGAUCAUCAAAGCCGUCCAACUCACGGACGACGACGAGGAGGAGGAGGAGGAUGGCCAGGAGCAGAGCGCUCCUGCAGAGAAGAGGAGAGGGUGCAUGCAGUAUAUCAACAUGGCGUUGACUGCGGUGCUCGGGGUUCCCUGGAAGAUUUUCUUUUCGGUGAUUCCACCACCUGGAUUCUGCGAUGGGUGGCUGUGCUUCUUCUGCUCCCUUGGUGGCAUCGGACUGCUGACAGCCAUAGUUGGAGACCUGGCCGCCCUCCUGGGGUGCGUCCUCGACAUCGGCAGUGCCAUCACUGCCAUCACUUUAGUGGCGCUCGGCACAUCCUUACCCGACACUUUCGCGAGUCGACAAGCGGCCGUGCAGGAUCCUACGGCAGAUGCGUCGGUGGGCAACGUCACAGGAAGCAACUCCGUAAAUGUAUUCCUGGGGCUUGGCAUGCCGUGGACCGUAGGUGCACUGUUCUGGACCAUCGGCGGCGCCGAUGCUACCUGGAACGAGCGGUUUCAGGACAAGGACUUCAUAGUCGGGACCUCCUGGACCGGUGGCGCAGCUCUCUCAGUGUCCUGCACACUAUGCAUGCCCAUGUAG